AUGUCGGACGACAAGGCGCAUGGCAUGUCCACUGCCAUUGAGGACACGCAUGGCAUUGCAGCUGUUCGUGAGGAUGCAGCCCGCGUUGCUGCUGGCCAUGGAAAGACGAUCAACAUUGAGGGCGCUAAGACCAAGGAAGUCCACAACGCCGACCUGUUCGCUGCUAUCGAAGAAACCAAAAUUGAGAGAUGGAGCAAGGAGUCCAUCCACUUGUACUUCUGUAUUUUUGUCGCAUUCUGUUGCGCCUGCGCCAAUGGUUAUGAUGGAUCUCUGAUGGGAUCAAUCCUUGCUAUGGACCACUACCAGGAGGUUUUCAAGACUGGCAUGGAUGGCCCCAAGGUCUCCGUGGUUAUGUCCCUUUACACAGUUGGAUCGAUCGUCUGCACUCCCAUCAGUGCUACCCUUUCCGACAAACUUGGCCGUCGCAAGUGUAUGUUUGUCGGCGCAUGGGUGAUUAUUCUUGGAUCUAUCAUUAUUUCGACGGGUAUGACCCUGGCACAAUUCGUUGUCGGUCGCUUCGUCCUCGGUGCCGGUAUUCAAAUCAUGGUCGUCUCUGCUCCUGCUUACGCUGUUGAGAUUGCUCCACCUCACUGGCGUGGUCGUGCUGUCGGUUUCUACAACUGUGGUUGGUUCGGUGGUUCUAUUCCCGCCGCUGCCAUCACAUUCGGUUGCGACCGCAUUGACAACCACUAUCAAUGGCGCAUUCCUUUCAUCUUGCAGUGCUUUGCCUGUCUUAUCGUCAUUGUCUCCGUAUGGUUCAUUCCCGAGUCUCCUCGCUGGCUCAUUGCCAACGGCCGGGACGAAGAGGCCCUCGCCUUCUUGGCCAAGUAUCACGGCAACGGUGACCCCAACGCCCGGUUGGUGCGCCUCGAGGUUGAGGAGAUGAAGGAGGGUAUUCGAAUUGAUGGUAUUGACAAGAGGUGGUGGGAUUACCGUCCUUUCCUCACCACUCACAGCGGACGCUGGCGUUUCGCCCAGGUUAUCAUGAUAUCCGUCUUUGGACAGUGGUCUGGUAACGGUCUCGGCUACUUCAACGCCACUAUCUUCAAGGUCAUCGGCUAUGAGACCAGCUCCAUGCAACUGCUGCUGAAUCUUAUCAACUCGAUCGUCUCAGCUGUGGGCGCGUUGACUGCCGUCUGUCUCACCGACAAGAUGCGCCGUCGUCCUGUUCUGAUCUACGGUACUUUCACAUGCGCUAUCGCCCUAGCUAUCAACGCCGGUAUUCUGCAGGAAGUCGCCAAUACUGGUACCAUCAGCAAAAACAAGGGCCAGGCUGCCCUUGCCUUCUACUACCUGUUCAACGUCAUCUUCUCCUUCACCUACACCCCCCUCCAAGGUGUCAUCCCCGCCGAGGCUUUGGAAACGACCACCCGUUCCAAGGGUCUGGCAUUGUCCGGUUUUAUGGUCAGCAGCAUCAGUUUCGUCAGUCAGUUUGCUACUCCCAUUGGACUUGCGAACAUCUCUACCAACUACUUCUGGAUUUUCGUUGGCUGGGACAUCCUCGAGUCCGUUUUCUGGUACUUCUUCUGUGUUGAGUCCCAAGGCCGGACUCUCGAGGAGUUGGAGUGGGUUUACCAGCAGCCCAACCCCGUCAAGGCAUCACAGAACCUGGACAAGGUUGUUGUCCAGCGCGAUGGCACCGUUACUGAAAAGAUUGAGGCCGAUGCUUGA
This is a messenger RNA of Penicillium bovifimosum, 1671 nucleotides long. RefSeq lists its product as uncharacterized. Gene Ontology annotation, molecular function: carbohydrate:proton symporter activity. NCBI's taxonomy places the organism in Eukaryota, Fungi, Ascomycota, Eurotiomycetes, Eurotiales, Aspergillaceae. Gene Ontology annotation, cellular component: membrane. The record is from RefSeq and is a predicted model, not a curated record. The transcript has 7 exons. Gene Ontology annotation, biological process: transmembrane transport; carbohydrate transport. Bases 1 to 1671 code for a protein of 556 amino acids.